Molecule: messenger RNA, 1050 nt
Organism: Caenorhabditis briggsae
Lineage: Eukaryota; Metazoa; Nematoda; Chromadorea; Rhabditida; Rhabditidae
Exons: 5
Coding region: 1-1050 (349 amino acids)
Source: RefSeq, a predicted model, not a curated record
AUGCGACCUUUGAAAUGCCCAUGUAACAUAUCGGUCUUCUUGUCUUUCAUUUGCCUCUUCUUCAGUGCAGUCUUUUGCGAGUUGGAUUGUGAUAUUUUGGACCCAGUGUGUAGAGCUAAAUAUAGAAAUGGUGUCCGCCACACGGACGCUCGCCGAAAGUUGAACCACAAAUGCAACUAUCAAGACAUCUGGCUGGUUCCAGGAAGAGCCGACGCUAGUUGUACCCGACCCGGUGCGAAGAAAGUUCUCGACAUAAACCCAAACCAAGUGCAUAUUAAGCCAGACGUUGUUCGAUUCCCUGGAUGUUUCACAUUGGAAAUCAAAAACGUAAAGGUCAAAGAUUUGCCAGAAGCCCUGGACAACAGUUUCUUCGCAAAAGCCGAGUAUCAGUGGUGGAAUGUGAAGGAUUUCUCGAAUAUGAAGUGCCAAAACGCCAGUAACAAUGGGUGUGGUGGAUAUGGAAAUAAUUGCUUCUUCUGUGAUGUUUGCGAAUCGUUGACCAAUCUGGAGCAAGAAGAAGCUGAGCAAUCGAACACAUUAGCUGGACAGCUCAAAGGAAUAAAUUGCCCACAGCGACCUGGUUUUUACACUUUUAGAAAAGAGUUCUGCUUCAAUGAUUGGUCGGCGUUCGACGCUGAUGGUGACUGUGAAAUGGACUUUUUGCAAGGGGACCGAGGAGACUAUAAGAGUGCUCUUGGAAGUUUACAGCAAGUUGGAUACGGAUCCGUCAUUGCAAAAAUCCGAUUGGCAUUCAAUGCGACUGGCGCGAUUCUUCGGAAACGACAGCUGAAAGAAGAGCAGAUCGAGGAGACAGUGGCAAAGGAACUAGAAGAGCGUAGAAGGACUUGGGAUGUCAAUAAUGGGCAGUUUGACAAAUUCAGUCAAUGGUAUAUCGAGUAUAGGAAGAAUUUAUGGCACAAAGAUGACUACCUCCCUUGGCUUCUCUAUGAGAACGAGAUCUCUUGCCUGAAACUGACAUUCGACGUUUGUGAAAGACCACCGAGACGUAUCAACUAUGGAGGUCGGAAUCGGUACACUUGUGAGAAUUGA